Messenger RNA from Solanum pennellii, 799 nucleotides. Its product is annotated as membrane-anchored ubiquitin-fold protein 6. NCBI's taxonomy places the organism in Eukaryota, Viridiplantae, Streptophyta, Magnoliopsida, Solanales, Solanaceae. The record is from RefSeq and is a predicted model, not a curated record. The coding region runs from base 179 to 535 and encodes 118 amino acids. The transcript is spliced from 4 exons. Gene Ontology annotation, molecular function: protein binding.
UUAUGAUCUGGGUUCUUGUAAUUUUUGUCAGUUUACAUCAAUUUUUUUUUUUAAAAAAUCAUUUUUUUGAAACUUUCAAUAUGGAGAAAAUUGUGAUGUGGGUUCUUGUUAUUUUGUGAGGAAAAUUUGAAGUGGGAAUUUGUUUGUGUUUAGUGGUUGAUGAAAAUUUGAUUGUUGAAUGGCUGUACAAGAGCUGGUUGAGAUCAAAUUUAGGCUUGCUGAUGGAAGUGAUAUUGGGCCAAAUAAGUAUGCAUCUAGCACUACAGUGGCAUCUCUCAAAGAUAAGUUGAUUGCACAGUGGCCAAAAGAUAAGGUUAAUGGUCCAAGGACGACAAAUGACGUGAAGCUUAUAAAUGCUGGAAGGAUCCUUGAAAAUAGUAAAACUCUUGGUGAAUCCAGACUUCCAGCCGUUGAAGUUCCAGGAGGUGUCAUCACUAUGCAUGUUGUUGUACGGCCCCCCGUUAAUGAUAGAAACAAUGAUAAGCUGAAGGAUGAUUCGCUUAAAAAAGGCGGGUGUGCUUGUACAAUCUUGUAAUUCAGUAAUGGAAUUGUUCCACUUCUGUUAUAUUUCAUGGUGCUAUAUAAUUCUCAGUUGGAGAGUCUUUUUUGGAUGCAUUAACAAGUAAAACUUAGUGAAAAAAAAGAGAAAAAAGAUGUAAAAAUAUGAAAAAGUUUGAAGAUAAAGAUACCAUUAUGCUCCUAAUUUUUUGAUUCAUACCAUGUAGUCUUUUGGUAUAUAUGCUAGAACUACAGAAAGGGGAACACUUUAUUUUGUGAAAGAAAAAUAAAUUCCACGUCA